AUGAUCAAGGAGGAUCCCACCUGCGAUCCUUACUACGAUCCUCCUGACUGGGUCUGCCCGAAAUGGCGAUUGGUGCUCUCCUUCUUCUGGGAAGUCAUCCGGAAGCCGCCUGGUGAGCGGAAAUACGUCAACAAGCUAGAUCGUGGUAUCUUGUUCUACUUGAUGUUGUCGUACAUGACCAAGAGCUUGGACCAGAAGAACAUCUCCAACGCUUAUGUCUCUGGAAUGAAGGAAGAUCUCAACCUCAACGGUGACCAAUACAAUCUGUUCACCACCAUCUUCAACAUCGGUUACCUCUGCGGCUCUAUCCCGUCUCAGAUCGUUUUGACCUGGCUGCGUCCGUCGUACUCGAUGCCCAUUUGCGAGUGCUUUUGGACCGUCUGCGUCAUGUGCAUGUCGCGCGCCACCAGUGCCCGGUAUAUCUACGGCUUCCGCUUCCUCCAGGGCUGGGCCGAGAGUAUCUGCUACCCUACCAUGAUGAUGAUCCUCGGCUCGUGGUACAGACCCGAUGAAAUCGCCAAGCGCGUCGUCAUCUGGGAUAUGACCUGGUCCAUGGCUGCUAUGUUCUCCGGAUACCUGCAGGCUGCGGUGUACACGAACUUGAACGGCGUCGGUGGAUAUGCUGGUUGGCAGUGGCUUUUCAUCGUCGACGGAUGCAUCUCGCUCCCCAUCGGUCUCAUUGGCUUCCUUUGCAUCCCUGAUUUCCCAGACAACACGCGUGCAAUCUACUUCACCGAGCGCGAUAUCCAGUACAGUUUGCGGCGAAUGGCAGAAGUGGGUAAAAAGGGCUCGAAGAAGAUGACCAUCAAGCGAUUCAUUGGCUUCUUCACCACCUGGCGCUUCUGGGCGUUCAUCACGCCGUACUCGGUCUACAUCGUCGGUGCUGGUGAUUACUUCAAUCUGUGGCUCAAGGGUAUGGACUACAGUGUCAAGAUGAUCAACUACCUGCCCACAAUCGGAAACGCCGUCGCGCUCGUCUCGGGUUAUUUGUUUGCUAUCUUUUCCGAUCUUACCCGCUGGAGAUGGCAGCUUGCUAUGGUCGCUCUGGUUCCGUACCUUUUUGGCAACCUCGUUCUCGGAAUCUGGGAUGGCGUGCCGUUCGGUCUCAAGUUUGCGGCAAACAUUGUGCCCAACGUCGGCGCCUCCUUCUUCUCCAUCUUCAUGGCUUACAUCUCCGAAGUCUUCCAGGACGACACCGAAAUGCGUGGUUACCUGCCCGCCAUCGGUAACGUCAUCUGGUACGCCAUGUACGCCUGGUUCCCGAUCGUCUUCUUCGACGCCGCAGACUCGCCCAAGUUCAAGAAGCGCCAGGGAUACCUCGUCGCGUUCGCGCUCGCCGUCGUCAACUUCGUCUCCAUCUACAUCUGCCACUGGGCGCAUAUGCGGGAAGUCAAGCUCAAGGGCCUGGUCAAGAACAAGUACGGUCUUUGGGUCGCGCGCGAGAUGUUGAUCGACUACGACGGUGCGUCGCAGACCGGUUCGGAUGCCGCCUAUGAAGAGGCUACGUAUGAGAUCGGCGAGAAGAUGAAGGCCGAUCCGGCUAUUUAUGAGAUUGAUCCCAACCAGGACAUCGAGCGGGACUCGGAUCUGAUCCGUGUCAAGUCGAACAAGAUCUGA
Myxozyma melibiosi is the source of this 1617-nucleotide messenger RNA. Its product is annotated as major facilitator superfamily domain-containing protein. Bases 1 to 1617 code for a protein of 538 amino acids. Gene Ontology annotation, biological process: transmembrane transport. Gene Ontology annotation, cellular component: membrane. The transcript is spliced from 2 exons. Gene Ontology annotation, molecular function: transmembrane transporter activity. The record is from RefSeq and is a predicted model, not a curated record. Lineage: Eukaryota; Fungi; Ascomycota; Lipomycetes; Lipomycetales; Lipomycetaceae.